AUUGUGGUUGUAAUUCAAAACGAUAAGUUCAGUGUGUUCUCCAAGGUGUCUUUGUUGACAUCCAAGGACGCAGAGAAUUUCCACUUGUCGGAUUUGAAAGUAGACUUUGCCUACGGCAUUAUGCAAUUUCUCGACUCGUCUCCCCUGUCCAUGUUCUUAGCCGUAAUGAAGGCAGAGAAUCAUAGAUUCCUGGCUGCUACGUUGUACGCAUCUGAUUCUCGUGGUGCAGGCUUUGAGAAGGUCUUGGAGGAUGUCCAAGACGGAGCAGUCAAGAAAGUGCAAACUGUGGAUGGAGCUUGGUUGGCCAAUGUCUUAAGCGAAGCCAGUAGUGACGAUGCUGAAGACGAUCUUGUAGACAUCAUCAUCAGUGGUGGCUCCAAGCGAAUCAUCCAGUCCAAGUUCACCUUCAACGAUGGUAAAGACUGGGACUUAUUGAAGGUUAAUGAAGACGAUUGUAAGAUCUCUGAUGGUUGUUCGUUGCAUUUGUUGACUCCUGCUGAAAGAGAUGGAGAAGGCAAAUUUGUAACUGGCCCAACCCCAGCAAUUCUUUUGGCAGUAGGAAGCAAGGGUAAGUCUUUGGCCAAGCACAUGAACAAAAUGCAGACCUGGAUCUCGAGAGAUGGUGGUGCAACUUGGAAAAAGGCAAUUGACGAACCCUGUGUUUUCAUAUUUGGAGAUCAGGGUAACGUUAUCUUGGCGAUUCCCUAUGCUGAAAAGGGUGGAAAGAGUACCAGCAAAUACUAUUACACUUUGGAUCAGGGUAGUAGUUGGGUUGAAGGGCACCUUGAGUUUCCCAUCUAUCCACUUACUUUAACCACUACGACAGAUGGAACGUCGACCAAGUUCAUUGCUUCUGGUCUCUACGACGAAACUCCUGACAACCAGCAUGAUGUAGACUUCUCAGAAGUUUUCUACACGUUUGACUUCUCUGCUGCCUUUGGUGGUAAUCAGUGUGCAGACAGCGACUUUGAAGAAGUUUAUGCCAGAGUCACCGAUGACAACAAUCCUGUCUGCGUCUAUGGCCACAAGGAGAAGUUCAAGAGAAGAAAGCAGGACGCAAAGUGUUUUGUAAACAAACUCUUUGAAGACGUAAAGGUCUACGAUGAUCCCUGUGAGUGUGGUGAACGUGACUUUGAAUGUAGCAGAGGUUUCAUGAUUUCUCAAAAAGGUAAUACCUGUAUUCCCAACCCCAGAGCUAUUAGACACAUUUGUCGUCAAGAAGGCAAAAAGGAGUUAUCACUUCCUGACAAGGCUCUAAUUGACGGAGACAAGUGUCUGAUGAACAAGAAAUCAACGAAAGAUUUUGUAUCAGAUGUGAAACUCAAGUGUAGCGACUACCUUAAUGGCAAUGGUGAUGGUGGGAACACCAAACCAGGAGGAGACAGUAAGGACGAAGUUGUGACCACCUUCCUCGAGUUUGAAGGUGAGAUGAAACUGUACAGCUACGUUGAGUAUGCUGAUGAGGAAAAUAAAUAUAAGAGUGAGAACAUUGUGUUGAGAACCAGUGACAAGCGUGUCUAUGUUUCCAAUAACGGUGGAGUCAGUUUCAACAAGGUUCCUAUUGCAGACAAUAUCAUUGCUUACUACGUAGGAUAUGUUCAGGGGCAGGUUGUCUUGGUGACAGAUACCGAUAUAAUAUAUUUAUCUGAUGAUGGAGGAAGCACUUUCAAAAAGACUGCUGUUCCAAACAAGGCUGUUUUGCACUCUCGAGCCAUUAGUUUCCAUAAGACAAACAAAAACAUGUUUAUAUGGUAUGGAUCCGAUAAUUGCGAUGUUGAUUCUCCUGAUUGCGACUAUUUCUCAUAUAUUACCAAAGAUGGAGGUAGUACUUUCAACCAGCUUAAGGAUAAGGUUGUCCAGUGUGACUUCAUUAGUCCUUUCCUUGAGAGCAAAGAGCAUAGUGGAGAUGAUUUGGUGUUCUGUUCUGUUUUGGACAGAUCUUCUGGAAAAUUGUCUUUACAAGGUUCUGAUGACUACUUUCAAAGCUCUUUGACAUUAUUUGAUCAUAUUGUUGGCUAUGCCAUUACAGGUAACUUCGUAGUUGUAGCCACUGUUACUGUCAAAGACGGAAAGAGUGAGUUAGAAGCUAAAGUAACUAUAGACGGAUCACAAUUUGCAGCUGCUGACUUCCCAUCUGAUUUCCACGUGGAUUCCAAACAGGCGUACACUAUUCUCGAUUCACAGUCAAAGGCCAUCUUUAUGCAUGUGACCACCAACUCUAGAGAGAACGAGGAGUACGGUUCCAUCUUGAAGUCGAACUCCAAUGGUACAUCUUAUGUUUUGUCAAUUGAGAAAGUCAACAGAAAUCGUGUUGGUUAUGUUGACUACGACAGAAUUGACGGUCUAGAGGGUGUAAUCAUUGCCAAUGUCGUCGGAGCUGAAAAGGACACCAACAAGAAAUUAAAGACUAUGAUUACUCACAACGAUGGUGGAGAAUGGUCUUUGUUGACUCCUCCAGUUACCAAUUCGCUAGGUAAUAAAUAUCCAUGUACCAACCAACCGUUGGACAGGUGUUCGUUACACUUGCAUGGCUUCACCGAGCGUCCAGAUUAUAGAGACACCUUCUCGUCUUCUUCUGCUACAGGUUUAUUGAUUGGUGUAGGAAGUGUAGGUGCUUCUUUGGAUUCGUAUGAACAAUCAUCUACCUUCAUGUCUAACGAUGGAGGCAUCACGUGGAAAGAGAUCCAACAAGGAGUCUUUAUGUGGGAGUAUGGUGACAGAGGUACUAUUAUAGUAUUGGUCGAUGCAAAGGAAACCGAUACAUUAUUGUAUUCGUUAGAUGACGGAGAGACAUGGGUGAAGUACAAAUUCGCUGAGAAGCCUGUAAUCAUUGACGACUUGGCUACUGUUCCUUCUGAUACGUCCAGAAAGUUCCUCAUAUUUGCGCGUGCCAGCGGGGAUACGAAAUCGACCAUUGCAUAUUCUAUAGACUUUACCAAUGCUCACCGUAGACAAUGUCAAUUGGAUUUAGACAACCCAGCGAACGACGAUUUUGACUACUGGUCUCCGAGACAUCCAUUGUUGCCCAACGAUUGCUUGUUUGGUCAUGAAUCCAAGUACUUGAGACGUGCCAAGGGCCACAACGACUGCUUCAUUGGCAGUGCACCAUUAACUCAAGGAUUCAAGGUUACUAGAAAUUGUUCCUGUACCAGAAGGGAUUUCGAAUGUGACUACAACUUCUAUAGGGACACGGACAACACCUGUAAGUUGGUUAAGGGAUUGUCUCCUACGGAUAGAAAGAACGAUUAUUGUAAGAAAGAAAACGCAUUUGAGUAUUUCGAACCUACAGGCUAUAGAAAGAUUCCGUUGUCUACAUGUAUUGGUGGGAAGGAGUUCGAUACCUGGGAUUCUCGUCCAUGCCCUGGGAAGGAAAAAGAGUACAAUAUCCAUUAUGGCAAGGAAAUCAGCAGUGGAAAAUUCUUGUUGUUAGUGCUUGUACCGUUGUUUGUUUUCUGUUUCGCUACUUGGUUUGUCUACGACAGAGGCAUUCGUAGAAAUGGUGGAUUCAAGCGUUUUGGCCAAAUCAGAUUGGAUCUUGACGAUGACGAGUUCCAUCCUAUCGAAGAUAACCAAGUUGAUGUCGUUGUUAAUAGGAUUGUCAGAGGUGGAAUCUACACUGUUGCUGGAUUGUAUGCUGUAUUCAAGACCCUUCGUACUGUUGAUAGAAUGUUGUUGGAUAGGGUAGCGUCGGUGGUUUUCCGCAGAUCGCCAGGAAGAAGAAACUACGUUCAAGUACCCGAUAUUGACGAAGAAGACGAACUCUUUGGCGACUUCCAAGACGAUUACGAAGAAGAAAUUGAAGAAGGUGCCAACAUUGCUCAAGACUUCAGAGACAAUGAGGACGAUAUUGCAGGGUUAGAGAACGAAGAAACACCGCAAGACGUUGAUGGAAGACUAUUCAACAUCGACGAACACUCGGACGAAGAACCACUUGUUCAACAAUAG
This is a messenger RNA of Scheffersomyces stipitis CBS 6054, 3945 nucleotides long. RefSeq names its product type I sorting receptor (gene PEP1). The transcript has a single exon. Gene Ontology annotation, cellular component: membrane; Golgi apparatus. Lineage: Eukaryota; Fungi; Ascomycota; Pichiomycetes; Serinales; Debaryomycetaceae. The record is from RefSeq and is a predicted model, not a curated record. The annotation marks the transcript as partial. Gene Ontology annotation, biological process: Golgi to endosome transport; Golgi to vacuole transport; protein targeting to vacuole. Gene Ontology annotation, molecular function: protein binding.